CUCGGCCGCCGCCAGUCGCCUCCGGAGCCGCCGCGCCGCCUCUCCGUGUCCGCGUCCUCGUCCUCCCCAUCCUCCUGCCUGCCCGGCCGCGCCAUGGAGGGCUACCACAAGCCUGACCAGCAGAAGCUGCAGGCCCUGAAGGACAUGGCCAACCGCCUGCGCAUCAGCUCCAUCCAGGCCACCACGGCGGCCGGCUCGGGCCACCCCACGUCAUGCUGCAGUGCCGCGGAGAUCAUGGCUGUUCUCUUUUUCCACACCAUGCGCUACAAGCCUCAGGAGCCCCGGAACCCUCACAACGACCGCUUUGUGCUCUCCAAGGGCCACGCGGCUCCCAUCCUGUACGCUGUCUGGGCCGAGGCCGGCUUCCUGCCUGAGGAGGAGCUGCUGAACCUGAGGAAGAUCACCUCUGACUUGGACGGGCACCCCGUCCCGAAACAAGCCUUCACCGACGUGGCCACUGGCUCCCUGGGCCAGGGCCUUGGGGCUGCUUGUGGGAUGGCCUACACGGGCAAAUACUUCGACAAAGCCAGCUACCGCGUCUACUGCAUGCUGGGAGAUGGGGAGCUGUCCGAGGGCUCCGUGUGGGAGGCCAUGGCCUUCGCCAGCAUCUACAAGCUGGACAACCUGAUUGCCAUUCUUGACAUCAACCGCCUGGGCCAGAGCGACCCCACCCCCCUGCAACACCAGGUGGACGUCUACCAGAAGCGUUGCGAGGCCUUCGGCUGGCACACCGUCAUCGUGGACGGACACAGCGUGGAGGAACUGUGCAAGGCCUUCGGCCAGGCCAAGCACCAGCCGACGGCCAUCAUUGCCAAGACCUUCAAGGGCCGGGGGAUCCCAGGGAUAGAGGAUAAGGAGGCUUGGCAUGGGAAGCCCCUCCCCAAAAACAUGGCUGAUCAGAUUGUCCAGGAAAUCUACAACCAGAUCCAGAGCAAAAAGAAGAUCCUCGUGACUCCCCCGCAAGAAGAUGCCCCUUCAGUGAACAUCACCAAUAUCCGCAUGCCCAGCCCACCCAGCUACAAAGUUGGGGAGAAGGUAGCCACCCGCAAGGCCUAUGGACAGGCCCUGGCCAAGCUGGGCCGUGCCCACGACCGCAUCAUCGCCCUCGAUGGGGACACCAAGAAUUCCACCUUCUCAGAGAUCUUCAGAAAGGAGCACCCAGACCGCUUCAUUGAGUGCUACAUUGCUGAGCAGAACAUGGUCAGUGUCGCGGUGGGCUGUGCCACACGCAAUAGGACGGUGCCCUUCUGCAGCGCUUUUGGGGCCUUCUUCACACGGACCUUCGAUCAGAUUCGCAUGGCGGCCAUCUCUGAGAGCAACAUCAACUUCUGUGGUUCGCACUGCGGUGUGUCCAUCGGGGAAGAUGGGCCCUCUCAGAUGGCUCUGGAAGAUCUGGCCAUGUUUCGGUCAAUCCCCACUGCAACGGUCUUUUACCCAAGUGACGGGGUGUCUACAGAGAAGGCGGUGGAAUUAGCAGCCAAUACAAAGGGCAUCUGCUUCAUCCGGACCAGCCGCCCAGAAAACGCCAUCAUCUAUAACAACAAUGAGGACUUCCAAAUCAAGCAAGCCAAGGUGGUCCUGAAGAGCAAGGAUGACCAGGUGACUGUGAUUGGGGCCGGAGUGACCCUGCACGAGGCCUUGGCUGCUGCCGACCUGCUGAAGAAAGGGCUUGAACUCACGACUCUGCGAUCAAGAGUUGGACGCUUAACUGACUGAGCCACUCAGGCACCCCACCGAAGCCACCUUUUGUUGAGCACUUACGACUAUGCAGCCAGUGUGAUGGGGAGAGCCGGGGCUGUGGUGGCCACAGGCCCUACCCCUGCCCCAUGGCCCUGGAGUUGAGGUGCCCCAGCACGGUGGUCCGAUCAGCGGUCCUAGAGCCUGCCAGUAGGCCUGAACUGAUUAUUCAGCAUCUCCAUGCCUCAGUUUCCCCAUCCAUAAAGUGGAGAUAAUGUCACCUUCCCGGGAGGGCUGUCCUGAGGAUUUAAUACUGUGACCUAGCGUUAUUAUUAUUAUUAUCAUCACCAUUGCAGGCUCACAAAUGUUAGCUACUGGCAUGGUAGGGGACAUAGGAGCUCCACAGAAUCACAGCGGAUGCCAUGGUGUAGCCGUGCUGAGCAGAAAGGAUAAGGCAGACAGGGUGUCCUUAGGAAAAUGACCUCAGAUGUGAGUAGGAACUGAGAAGCAGAGGCCCGGGCAGAAGGAACAACGUGUCCAGAGCUCCAGGGAGCUGUAGAGAAGCCCGGGGAGGCCCAGCCCUGUCAGGGAUGGAGAUCCCGAGGAGGGCUUGAAGAGGCAUGGCGGGGCCUGACUCGUCCUUCUGAGGCCAUUCGGCUGGGUCCCCGCCUGACCUGUGCCUGCAGCCGCAGCUCCCCUCCCCUCCCCCGGCGAGCCCCUGGCCCUGUCUCACAUCAGACACUGGGAACUGUCCUCCGGCUUCCCCUGCAUCUUCAAAGGCGUCCGGGAAGAUGAAGCAAAGCUGUGUGGGCACCUGCCAGGCCACGCGGUGUUCUCUGAUGGUCCAAAGGCUGAGAUCCUCUGGCCCAGGAUGUGAGGCGAGAGAGAAGGGCAUUUCUCUUCCCUGAGACCAGAUGCUCCGAAAUCAGGGGGUGCAGGAUGCUAGGGGACAUGGGUAUCACAGAUAAGCAGAGGGAGGGGGCAAGCCACUGGGGGCGCUAGCAGACACCGCCCAGAUCACGGGAACAGAACGACAGCUUGCCUCCCCAGGAUAGGGACAGGCCCAGGCCUUUAACUGUGUGACAACUCUUGGGACACCCGCACUGACCUCACCCAUGCAAGGACACACCCACAGCACCCAGCGCCCCCCCCCAGCCAUGCCCCUGUGUUUUCUCCUC
Molecule: messenger RNA, 2855 nt
Organism: Zalophus californianus (California sea lion)
Lineage: Eukaryota; Metazoa; Chordata; Mammalia; Carnivora; Otariidae
Gene: TKT
Product: transketolase
Exons: 13
Coding region: 94-1716 (540 amino acids)
Biological process (GO): ribose phosphate biosynthetic process; pentose-phosphate shunt, non-oxidative branch
Cellular component (GO): endoplasmic reticulum membrane; extracellular exosome
Molecular function (GO): thiamine pyrophosphate binding; transketolase activity
Source: RefSeq, a predicted model, not a curated record